Fusarium tjaetaba is the source of this 1959-nucleotide messenger RNA. Its product is annotated as heat shock 70 kDa. Gene Ontology annotation, molecular function: heat shock protein binding; misfolded protein binding; ATP binding. The record is from RefSeq and is a predicted model, not a curated record. Gene Ontology annotation, cellular component: cytosol; cytoplasm; nucleus. Gene Ontology annotation, biological process: cellular response to unfolded protein; protein refolding; vesicle-mediated transport. The coding region runs from base 1 to 1959 and encodes 652 amino acids. NCBI's taxonomy places the organism in Eukaryota, Fungi, Ascomycota, Sordariomycetes, Hypocreales, Nectriaceae. The transcript has 2 exons.
AUGGCUCCCGCCGUCGGUAUCGAUUUGGGUACCACGUACUCUUGCGUGGGUAUCUUCCGUGAGGACCGAUGUGAUAUCAUCGCCAACGACCAGGGUAACCGAACUACUCCCUCAUUCGUCGGUUUCACCGACACCGAGCGUCUGAUUGGUGAUGCCGCCAAGAACCAAGUCGCUAUGAACCCUCAGAACACUGUCUUCGACGCCAAGCGAUUGAUCGGUCGCAAGUUCGCCGACCCUGAGGUUCAGGCCGAUAUGAAGCACUUCCCCUUCAAGAUCGUCGACAAGGGUGGCAAGCCCAACAUCGAGGUCGAGUUCAAGGGCGAGACCAAGACCUUCACCCCCGAGGAGAUCUCUGCUAUGAUCCUUACCAAGAUGCGUGAGACCGCUGAGUCUUACCUCGGCGAGACUGUCAACAACGCCGUUGUUACUGUCCCUGCCUACUUCAACGAUUCUCAGCGUCAAGCCACCAAGGAUGCUGGUCUCAUCGCCGGUCUCAACGUUCUCCGAAUCAUCAACGAGCCUACUGCUGCCGCCAUUGCCUACGGUCUUGACAAGAAGGUUGAGGGCGAGCGCAACGUCCUGAUCUUCGAUCUUGGUGGUGGUACUUUCGAUGUGUCUCUCCUUACAAUUGAGGAGGGUAUCUUCGAGGUCAAGUCUACUGCUGGUGACACUCACUUGGGUGGUGAGGACUUCGACAACCGUCUGGUCAACCACUUCGUAAACGAGUUCAAGCGCAAGCAUAAAAAGGACCUGAGCACUAACGUCCGCGCUCUGCGACGUCUCCGAACCGCUUGCGAGCGUGCCAAGCGAACCCUUUCUUCUUCUGCUCAGACCUCCAUUGAGAUCGACUCUCUCUUCGAGGGUAUUGACUUCUACACCUCUAUCACCCGUGCUCGUUUCGAGGAGCUUUGCCAGGAUCUCUUCCGAUCCACCAUCCAGCCCGUCGACCGUGUCCUUACCGACGCCAAGAUCGACAAGUCCCUUGUCCACGAGAUUGUCCUCGUCGGUGGCUCUACCCGUAUCCCCCGUGUCCAGAAGCUCAUCACCGACUACUUCAACGGAAAGGAGCCCAACAAGUCCAUCAACCCCGAUGAGGCUGUUGCCUACGGUGCCGCCGUCCAGGCCGCCAUUCUCUCCGGUGACACCUCCAGCAAGGCCACCAACGAGAUCCUGCUUCUCGAUGUCGCUCCCCUCUCUCUCGGUAUCGAGACCGCUGGUGGUAUGAUGACCAAGCUUAUCCCCCGCAACACCACUAUCCCCACCAAGAAGUCCGAGGUCUUCUCCACCUUCUCCGACAACCAGCCUGGUGUUCUUAUCCAGGUCUACGAGGGUGAGCGUCAACGCACCAAGGACAACAACCUGAUGGGCAAGUUCGAGCUCACUGGUAUCCCCCCUGCCCCCCGUGGUGUUCCCCAGAUUGAGGUCACCUUCGAUCUUGAUGCCAACGGUAUCAUGAACGUCUCCGCUGUCGAGAAGGGCACUGGCAAGUCCAACAAGAUUGUCAUUACCAAUGACAAGGGCCGCCUGUCCAAGGAGGAGAUCGAGCGCAUGCUUAACGACGCUGAGAAGUACAAGGAGGAGGAUGAGGCUGAGGGCAAGCGUGUCGCUGCCAAGAAUGGAUUGGAGUCGUACGCGUACUCUCUUCGCAACACCCUCUCCGACCCCAAGGUCGAGGAGAAGAUCGAGGCUAGCGACAAGGAGACCCUCACUGCCGAGAUCGACAAGGUCGUUCAGUGGCUUGAUGACAACCAGCAGGCUACUCGUGAGGAGUACGAGGAGCACCAGAAGGAGCUCGAGGGCAAGGCCAACCCCAUCAUGAUGAAGUUCUACGGAGCUGGUGGUGAGGGUGCUCCUGGUGGCAUGCCCGGUGGUCCCGGCGGCUUCCCUGGUGCUGGCGGCCCUGGUGGUGCUCCCGGUGCCGGUGGUGACGAUGGUCCCACCGUCGAGGAGGUCGACUAA